Molecule: messenger RNA, 1578 nt
Organism: Hippopotamus amphibius kiboko
Lineage: Eukaryota; Metazoa; Chordata; Mammalia; Artiodactyla; Hippopotamidae
Gene: PIGK
Product: phosphatidylinositol glycan anchor biosynthesis class K
Exons: 11
Coding region: 39-1226 (395 amino acids)
Biological process (GO): proteolysis; attachment of GPI anchor to protein; protein localization to cell surface
Cellular component (GO): GPI-anchor transamidase complex
Molecular function (GO): GPI-anchor transamidase activity
Source: RefSeq, a predicted model, not a curated record
UCCGCCCCUCCAGGUGCGCGUGGCUGGAGCCGGCGAACAUGGUGGGCACCUGUCUUCUCAGCCAGGGUUUGAGUACCCUGGCAGGGUUAUUGCUCUUGCCCUUCGGCAGCUUGGCCGCUAGUCAGAUCGAGGAUCAAGCAGAACAGUUCUUUAGAAGUGGCCAUACAAACAACUGGGCAGUUUUGGUAUGUACAUCUCGAUUCUGGUUUAAUUAUCGACAUGUUGCAAAUACUCUUUCUGUUUAUAGAAGUGUCAAGAGGCUAGGUAUUCCUGACAGUCACAUUGUUUUGAUGCUUGCAGAUGAUAUGGCAUGCAAUCCUAGAAAUCCUAAACCAGCUACAGUGUUUAGUCACAAGAAUAUGGAACUAAAUGUGUAUGGAGAUGAUGUGGAAGUAGAUUAUAGAAGUUAUGAGGUAACUGUGGAGAAUUUUUUACGGGUAUUAACUGGGAGGAUUCCAUCUAGUACGCCUCGGUCAAAACGUCUUCUUUCUGAUGAUAGGAGCAAUAUUCUUAUUUAUAUGACAGGACAUGGUGGAAAUGGUUUCUUGAAAUUUCAAGAUUCUGAAGAAAUUACCAACAUAGAACUUGCAGAUGCUUUUGAACAAAUGUGGCAGAAAAGACGCUACAACGAGCUACUGUUUAUUAUUGAUACUUGUCAAGGAGCAUCCAUGUAUGAGAGAUUUUACUCUCCUAAUAUAAUGGCUUUAGCUAGUAGCCAAGUGGGAGAAGAUUCACUCUCGCAUCAGCCUGAUCCUGCAAUUGGAGUCCAUCUUAUGGAUAGAUACACAUUUUAUGUCUUAGAAUUUUUGGAGGAGAUUAAUCCAGCUAGCCAAACUAAUAUGAAUGACCUUUUUCAGGUAUGCCCCAAAAGUCUGUGUGUGUCUACUCCUGGACAUCGCACUGAUCUUUUUCAGAGGGAUCCUAAAAAUGUCCUGAUAACUGAUUUCUUUGGAAGUGUACGGAAAGUGGAAAUUACAACAGAGACUAUCAGUUUGCAGCCCGAUUCAGGAAUCAUGGAAAGCAGCUAUAAGAAAGAACAAAUGGAUGAGGAACUAAUAGAACCUCUGAAAUAUGCUGAACAACUUCCUGUAGCUCAGAUAAUACACCAGAAACCAAAGCUGAAAGAUUGGCAUCCUCCUGGGGGUUUUAUUCUGGGAUUGUGGGCACUCAUUAUCAUGGUUUUCUUCAAAACUUACGGAAUCAAGCACAUGAAGUUCAUUUUCUAGAUGCGAUGAUGUAUGAAGAAGACUGCGUGAAAGACUACAACCUUGAAUAAAAGUUCAUGUCAAUAUAUUUUUUAAAAUACAUUGCUCUUAUGUGACUUGGCAGAAAGUAUAAGAAAGCUGUAAAUUUGAAUGAACUAUUGCUUUUAUAACUUGAAAAAAAGUAAUUGUUAAUGCAAGUGUUGAAUAACACUGAAUAUAUUUCAGUUUUGUAUGUUAUUAAAAUAUUGGGACAGAGAGAUCAGAAUAUACUCACUGACUUUUUUUGAAAAUGAGAAUUUCCCCCUGUUUUAUCCCCUUUUCAUUUGGAAAAGAAAAAAAUGUGAAGACAUUAAAUUUCUCACUAGCAGGGGUA